This is a messenger RNA of Colius striatus (speckled mousebird), 1019 nucleotides long. Its product is annotated as dual specificity protein kinase CLK1-like. NCBI's taxonomy places the organism in Eukaryota, Metazoa, Chordata, Aves, Coliiformes, Coliidae. Bases 164 to 1000 code for a protein of 278 amino acids. Gene Ontology annotation, cellular component: nucleus. The transcript has 8 exons. The record is from RefSeq and is a predicted model, not a curated record. Gene Ontology annotation, biological process: protein phosphorylation; regulation of RNA splicing. Gene Ontology annotation, molecular function: ATP binding; protein tyrosine kinase activity.
UGUUCUGAUCACUGCUGAAACCUGUCUUUUCAGCCACAACAGGCACGUAGCUGUGAAAAUAAUAAAAAAUGUCCCUACGUGCACGGAGGCAGCUCACUUAGAAGUACAGGUGCUGCAGCAUUUAAAGGCAGUGGAUCCCAACGGUAGAUAUCACUGCGUCCGGAUGUUAGAAUGGUUUACGUACCGUGACCACGUCAGCAUUGUUUUUGAGCUGCUGGGGCUCAGCACCUAUGACUUCCUUAAACAGAAUGGCUUUCUGCCCUUUGAGCUGGACCACAUUAGACAGAUGGCAUAUCAGAUCUGCGAAUCUGUGAACUUUUUGCACCUGAAGAAGUUGACUCAUACAGAUCUGAAACCAGAAAACAUUGUAUUUGUGAACUCAGACUAUGUUAAAAAGUAUAGCCACAAAUGGAAAUGCAAUGAACGCACCAUAAAAGAUCCAGCCGUCAAAGUCGUGGACUUCGGCAACGCGGUAUAUGACGCUGAGUAUCACAGCAGUCUGGUGUCCACGAGAUAUUACAGAGCUCCUGAAGUCAUCCUAGGACUGGGGUGGUCACAACCCUGUGACGUUUGGAGCAUUGGAUGUGUCCUCGUGGAAUACUACACUGGAUCCACACUGUUUGAUGCCAGGAGGGACGAAGAGCAGCUGGCAAUGAUGGAGCGAGUCCUGGGGCCCCUGCCAGAUGACAUGGCCAAGAGAAGCAGGAAACGCAGAUACUUCUCUCAUGACCGGCUGGAUUGGGAUCAACGGAGUCCAGCUGCUAGAUACAUGUUAAGCCAGUGUAAGCCACUGAAGGAAUUCAUGACCUGCCAGGACGCUGACCACCAGAACCUCUUUGACCUCCUUGGCAAGAUGCUGGAGUACGACCCAGCCAAGCGCAUUACUCUUGAAGAAGCUCUGACACAUCCUUUCUUCUUCCCCUUAGAAAGACGCACCGCCCCUCCACCUAAGAAGGCUGGCAUUUUUUGCCUUCCACCAAAGAAACGUAGACAAUAUUAAGUUAGUUAACUAAGUUAAU